AUUCAGCAGUUGGGAGAGGAGGAUUGUCUGGUCCCUCAGCCUCGUGGGAGUCUACCCAAAGCCUGUGCAAUAGGAUUGACCACCGUGGUGACGACGGCCAUCUUGGUUUUGGAGCCUAAGGGCUUCUUCAGACACGUUGCCGCAGCGAUACUCAUCCUGACUGUGGGGCCCUCGCUGCACGGAGUGUUUCUUCUCUCAGAGGAAUGUCUGCAUCAUGCAAUUACCAGGUGAGGCAACUUAACUUCCAUACUCACAGUCAUACUCAUACUCACAAAACAUGGUAGCCAAAUAAAUAGAUUGAUAUUUACAUGUUACCUGCCUCCCUCUCUACCUCUCUCUCUCUACCUCUCCCUCUCUCCUUCUCUCACCCAUCUAUUUACCCAGGUACCGUGGUAGGAGGCUGGGUCAGAUGGUGACAGCCUGUGUGGGUGUGUGUACUCUCCUGGGUGUGGAGUUGGCAGUGCUGCUGUUUGGCCUGACCGAGCCCCAGCCCUGGAGGGACCAGUGGAGCAUGGUGAUCUUGGCCUGUGGCCUCUACCCUCUACUCAAAACCUUGGGAGUACUGGUGAGAUAACAAGAGCCUGAUCUGGAACUCUCACACAAAGUAUGAACCAACACAGUACCCUGUGUGUCUCCAGCAGGAUGGGGGCGAAUUCCAUUUAAAUUCCAGUAAAUUCAGGAAGUACCCUGAAAUUCCAAUUCCAAUUCCAAUUAUUUUCAAUGCUUUACAAUGAGGAAAAUGUGGAAUUGGUAUUAGUUUUACUGUCUGAAUUGACUUUGAAUUGAAAUGGAAUUGACCCCAACCCUGCUCUCUAGGAUGAGUUUUAAUCAUCAGUCUGGUGUGGAUCUCCAAACCCUCUCCUUUAUGCCACUAAUAACAUAGUUUAGCUUCCUAAAGCCAAUGAUACUGAACGAGACUGUAGCUUACAUGCUGCUGUAAAAUGCUGACUGUGUGGUAGUGUGAUUCUUGAUUGAUUCUUGUGGUUUUUGAUUGCUCAUCGUGGUUGUGGUUUCAGUAAGUCCCCUGAAACCCCCCAAAAGGAGACCCAAACCUCCUUCCAUUAGUUAUCAGAAGUCACAUUGACUUCAGUAGGCAGCAAAUACAGCAUUCAGCUUUAAUCUUGUUGUGGUUAAUUUCUUCAGAAAAUCAUGAUUCCUGAAAAUGUCAAAGGAAACUAGUUUUUUCUUCCCUAAAUCACCACAGAGUGAACCUGGAAAGAGCCGUGUAUCCAAUGAGGUUUAAGACAAUGUUCAUGCAGUCUUAAGUCCCUGGGUAGGACCAUUUAGGAACCCUGAGGUUUUCUGACACCCACACACAAACUCCCACACACAAAGCUCGGAUAAUAUUCAUAACAGUAAUUCCGAUCUUUUUAUACCAGAUUACCUGCAUGUCUGUCUCUUGGCCUGUGAGUAAUUCUGGUUAUUUUCCGGUUGUUGUUUCUCUCUCCCAUGUCCAGGGUCUGUCUGAAGUGGAGGUGUCAGAGAUCUGUGAGAAGAAGAAGGUGAACGUGGCUCAUGGCCUGGCUUGGUCUUUCCACCUGGGCUACCUCAACCUGGUUCUGCCUUGUUAGUAGACUACCAUUAGCUCACACACACAAAGAAAAUAAUAACCUCUGGAUUUGAUGUUGAUUAAUCACAACGAACACAGUCAGAGAGAAGGCUGGACUUAUCUUUACAGGGCCAUUUAUAUAAGCGUUUUCUGUAGCCUAACAAAAGCUAUAUCAUGUCAGCUGUGUGUAUUUGUUUAUCUGUGUUUCUGUGGUAGGGUUGGAGGUUUCUAUCGCAUAAUUCCGUGCCUUAAUUAUGGCAGGUCCGUUUGAGACCAGGGGUUCCAGAAAGUUCCUCAUCCUCCUCCCUCUCAACGCCAACAUCGCUCACAAGCUGGAGGACGAGGACACCAACAUCUGUUUCCAUGACAACCUCCCUAACACAGAGAUCGACAGGGCAGGGAUCAGGGGGCUUGUCUACAAACACAGUGUGUACAGCCUAUUGGAUGAGAACAGACAGGCUGGAACCGGUGUAGCUCAGUUGGUAUUGCAUGGUGUUUGCAACGCCAGGGUUGUGGGUUUGAUUCCCACGGGGGGCCAGUAUGAAAAAAUUAAAUAAAAAUGUAUGCACUCACUAACUGUAAGUCGCUCUAGAUAUGAGCAUCUGCUAAAUAUGUAAAAUGAUUACGUUAUGGUCAGCCACCUUCUCAGACACUAUCCCAAAGUGAAAUGCAUCACACUGGCACCACCAUGUGGUCAAAUUUGUGAAUCAACAGUGAGUGAUUAAGAAGCUCUGGAAAAUACAAAAAGAAUGUGGAAAAGCCCAACAGUUGCGCCGCUGUGGACAAUCUAUAAACCUGUUUGCAGAAUAUAUAUAUAUAUAUUUUUCUUAAUCUCAGUAUUCCCUGUUUGUGUGUGUGUGUCUGUAGGUCCAUCACUGUGUUGUGGAGUAUGCCACCCCUCUGCUGACACUGUAUAAGAUGUCUCAGGAGAGC
Molecule: messenger RNA, 2482 nt
Organism: Coregonus sp. 'balchen'
Lineage: Eukaryota; Metazoa; Chordata; Actinopteri; Salmoniformes; Salmonidae
Source: the annotation of a GenBank genome assembly